Salarias fasciatus (jewelled blenny) is the source of this 2496-nucleotide messenger RNA. Its product is annotated as ubiquitin-conjugating enzyme E2 G1-like. The coding region runs from base 134 to 643 and encodes 169 amino acids. The record is from RefSeq and is a predicted model, not a curated record. The transcript has 6 exons. NCBI's taxonomy places the organism in Eukaryota, Metazoa, Chordata, Actinopteri, Blenniiformes, Blenniidae.
CAGCUGAACCGUGUGUCAAAACACAGAGGGAAAGCAGCGGCAGCAGCAGACCUGACCUCGUCUCCGGCUUUCUGUUCCUUUAUCACCGACUCUUUGUCUCCACACAGCGCUACUUCAAUCACGUCUGCGUACCAUGACCGAACAAUCAGCUCUACUUCUUCGAAAACAACUGGCAGAGCUCAACAAGAACCCCGUGGAGGGCUUUUCAGCUGGCCUCAUAGACGACGACGACAUAUACAAAUGGGAGGUUGUGAUCAUCGGCCCACAAGACACCCUUUUUGAAGGAGGGUUUUUCAAAGCGUACCUCACCUUCCCUUAUGACUAUCCGCUGCGGCCGCCAAAGAUGAAGUUCAUCACUGAAAUCUGGCACCCAAACGUUGCAAAGAACGGAGACGUUUGCAUCUCGAUUCUGCACGAGCCUGGGGAAGAUAAGUUUGGGUAUGAAAAGCCAGAGGAGCGCUGGCUUCCCAUCCACACGGUAGAGACAAUCAUGAUUAGCGUUAUCUCCAUGCUGGCAGACCCAAACAGCGAUUCGCCAGCGAACGUGGACGCCGCGAAAGAGUGGAGGGAGGACCCAAACGGCGAGUUCAAGAGGAAGGUGGCCCGCUGUGUAAGAAAAAGUCAAGAGAUGGCGUUCGACUAGACAUCAGCUGUAAAUUCCAGGUUUAAGGAAAUGCCUUCAGAGGGAAACUUUCAGCGAAAGGCUUUUGCACCCCUUGUUUUGCCAGUCAAAGGAGUUGGUUGGCUUCAGCCACGUUUCUGUGAACGGUUGUCGUUUUCCGCCAGAUGAGCCAAUUUGAGAAACCCUACCAGCGAAAAUUCACCUGUUUCCUACCUGGAAUUGUAUAUUUAAUUUUAUUUAUUUUGAAGAAAAAAAAUGAUGUAAGAUAUGUCACUACUGUAAAUUACCUUGCUUUUUUAUCUGCUGCUGAACAGUUUCUACUUUAUACCAGGUUUCUUAUGCAAUUUAGUGGUGAAGAUUGUGUAAAAACAAAAAAAAAAAAAACGAAAGCCUGCCAUUAGGUCGUCGCUCCUCCUCUGUGCUUCAUUCUCACCAGAUCCACAUCAGCCCAACCAAUCCCCGUCAGUAGGUGUAUUUAUUUUCAACACUUUUGAUUCGAUCACUGUUGCCUUUUGUUGGCUUCUCCUCCUCCUCCUCACAGUUUCAGGCGAUUUCCCGUUUUCUGUCUCUCUGGAUUGAUGUAAAAAUGGCCUCCUGUUAGCAUUUCCCACCAUGCCAGAGGAGAGUAUCAAACCGUACCUCUCAGACCUGCAUGACCCCCUCAAACAGCUCCGCCGUGUCUUACCUCUAGCUGUAGAUGUACAUGGAAUGGCUUACUCAUGUUGAAAAUGCUAACAGGAGACCCACGCCAACUUCUCAGGAUUAGUUCUAUUUAAUCCCUGAUGUUCAUCAUCCUCUCCCUUUUAACUGAGUCAACAAAGACUUGUUUUGAUUUACUGAAAGUCGAGGAUAACCUCAUGCAGUCUGUGAAGAAGAAGAAGAAAAGAGCGCCUAAGCUGUGAUUAUUCCACAUGUGAACUGGUGUCUGAGCUUAUUUACCUCAAUUCAAACAGAGCUGACCUGAUCCACGGUCCAGCUCUGCAUCUGUCGGGGAAGACGGGGGGAUUUUAGGGGCUCCAUAGGUAGAAUUAGGCUAGUUACUGUUUGUGGUGGCACAUUUGGCUUUGUGUGGGUAAAAGUCACAUUCACUCGUGGGUUAUUAGACUCUUAAGGACUUUGGGUAGAUAAACGAACAACGCUCCUUUAACUUCUAUCGACGUCUUUGGGUUUUAUUUGGUGCAAACUUCGAUAAUAUUUAUCACCUUUGCUUAAUCCGGUUCAGGAUGCUCCAUGGAAACUCGACUGGCCACGUGGAGGAUUAUUGGAAAACGUUUGAGAUUGAAUCUGUUCUUUACCUAAAGGUAUGCUCGUUUGUGUUCGGGUGGAGAACCAUCGACUUCCCUUCACUUUCAUCGAUGGUGUUGCAGAAAUUUAAGCCAUGAUGACAUUUAUCAAGAAUUAUUUUAUACAUGGUCGAUUUGUGACUGGCACUAAAAAAAUAAAAAUAAAAAAAAAACAAAAAAAACCUAGCUAACCAUCUUUUUGGCGCAUGCAAUCAGGUUUGAGGGAGUUGGGUCUGUUUCAGUAGGAAACCAUUGUUAGAACAUUCUGGGUGGAUGUGACGUGUACAGUGAAGUAGAUUUCCGUUGACUUGAUGAUCACAUAACUGCUGUCGACGUUACCUUUUCGAGUCCGAAUUUUCUAACCUACCAUGACCUCCUCCGACCGGUGUUCACUGUAUUUGCACAGAUUCGGUGCGUUUGAAAUGUCAUUAAGCAAUACGCUCUGAAAAUGGUGUGUCCAGGUAAUCCACCCUAACGCCAUGACAUGUUUUGGGGUUGUUUUGUUUUUUUGUUUUUUUGUUUUUUUUGUUUUCCAUUUUGUGUCAAUGCAAUGUAUAUUGGACUUGAUGCUCAAUAAAGUGUGUAAACAGA